Salvia miltiorrhiza (redroot sage) is the source of this 707-nucleotide messenger RNA. Its product is annotated as G-type lectin S-receptor-like serine/threonine-protein kinase SD1-1. Gene Ontology annotation, biological process: protein phosphorylation. NCBI's taxonomy places the organism in Eukaryota, Viridiplantae, Streptophyta, Magnoliopsida, Lamiales, Lamiaceae. The transcript is spliced from 5 exons. Gene Ontology annotation, molecular function: protein kinase activity; ATP binding. Bases 1 to 636 code for a protein of 211 amino acids. The record is from RefSeq and is a predicted model, not a curated record.
AUGAUCUUUCCCGGUGAUUGGGACAUUCAAGAUUGGUCUGGUGGAUGCGGGAGAGUAGCAAGGGUGGCGGUGGAGGUGGAGAUGGAUUUCUUGAGCUGCACCGCCUAUGUUAAUCCCUACGUGACUGGGCUGCGUCUUGUGGUUUGGGGAUCUUAUAUUGGCACCAAUUUGGAUAAAGAGCAUAAGAAGAAAUUGGCUAUAAAGUUGAUAUCAGCAUCACUUGUUGUUGGAGUCCUUAUCGCAAGCAUUAUCAAUGGAGGGAUACUCUAUCUGACGAGGCGAAAGUGGCGAGUAAAAGCAAAAGAUGAGGAUAUAGAUUUACCUACAAUCAAAAUGGCAGCCCUUGUGGAAGCAACAAAUAACUUCUCCUCUGAGAACAUGAUAGGAUCUGGAGGUUUAGGGUCUGUUUACAAGGGUAAGUUAUCUACGGGACAGGAAAUCGCUGUCAAAAGAUUGUCGAGAGGUUCAAAUCAGGGUGUUGAGGAGUUCAAAAAUGAAAUAAAGUUGAUUGCUAAACUUCAACAUAGGAACCUCGUCAGACUUGUUGGAUGUUGCAUUCAAGGAGAGGAAAUGGUGCUAAUAUAUGAAUACCUACAGCAUAAGAGCCUCGAUUGUUUUAUUUCUGGUGCUGUCUGAUAAAUCUUUCAAACCUUUUUUUGUUCUCCCUUUAUUUUUCAUGAUUGAUAGAAUACAUGGCUGAAUAUUUU